Molecule: messenger RNA, 2442 nt
Organism: Caenorhabditis remanei
Lineage: Eukaryota; Metazoa; Nematoda; Chromadorea; Rhabditida; Rhabditidae
Exons: 7
Coding region: 1-2442 (813 amino acids)
Biological process (GO): rRNA processing; regulation of gene expression; primary miRNA processing
Cellular component (GO): nucleus
Molecular function (GO): ribonuclease III activity; double-stranded RNA binding
Source: RefSeq, a predicted model, not a curated record
AUGGGAGUCGAACGGAAGAGAAAUCAUCCGAACGGUGUCGAUCCGGAUAUUUCAUUCAACGAGAAAGGGCUAGGAAACGAUGGACCAGAGUGCCGAUGUCCCCCAGUAAUCAAGAAUCGCGGACUGAAACAUGGAUUCUAUGCUGGGGAAAACAAAGUGUUGAAUUGCACGAGAACCUGUGGAUCGAAUCUUCAUUACUACACUCUCCAAGUAAAGCCGGGGCCAAACGAAGGACAAAUAUAUAAAACGGGAAUGACAAUUAAUGGAGAAACCUAUGAAUUCGAGGGAUUCUCGAUGAUUACACAUGCUCCGUUACCCGAAUGUAUGACUAGACGACCUAUUUGCAAGUAUAGUUUGGAGUAUGAGUUCCAGUUGGUUGAAGAAAGAUUUCCGAUUGAGUGUUUCGACCCGGAAGACUGUAAUCAUCUCUUCGAUUACAUCUUUCAUGAGAUUUUCGAGAUGUUCGACUUCAACCUUCACCCAAAACACCUUCCACCUGGCAUCGUCUCUUGUCCAAUCAUUCAUAUAAUGCCUCGAUUCGUAGCAAUGAAAAACGGUGUUGCUCAUUUGUGGUCUACUAAAACACUCCUCGCGUAUUUCUUGAUCAACGGAGAUAAGGAUUUAUUCAAUCCACAGGAAAUAAUAGAUCACUGCGAAAUACCGGAUGAUGCAUUCAGUCGGGUUUCUAACAAAAUGAAGCGAUCAAUUCUCCUGAAUACACUCAAAAAACCUUCAGCACUGAGAGCGGAUUGGUUUGAAAGAGAUUCGGAACGACGAGAAGUGUAUAUUGUACAUAAUUCUAUUCGAUCUCAGAACUAUAGUACUCCAAUACUUGUGAAAAUUGCUCAACUUGAGAAAAGGCUGAAUAGAAUGAAGAAAGACAAAAAGUUCGCGGGAAAGAAUAAAGAGUAUGAUGUUGUGAAACGAGAGUUGGACCAACUGAAAGAUGAACACCGAAAUGCGCGGUAUCUGAGCAUACGGAAAUCAGUCGCAGGGUACAUUGACACUGGAUUUAAACCAGAUAUUAUUGCUCAUAUUGCUAUGGUUAUCAUCGCUUCGCAUCACAUUCGAUACAACUUUUCCUUGAGUGUUUUCGAAGAAAUAAUCGAGUAUCAGUUCAAUGAUCGGAAAGUUAUUGAGUUGGCUCUGAUUCAUUCGUCAUUCAGAAGUCAUUACGGAACACCUCCGGAUCAUAUUAAAAAUAUCAUUAGCAAUUGUGGAUAUAGACGAAAAUAUGGGAGUGAGGAGAAACGGGAAAAGAAAAAAGGAAUUGUGAGCCUAUUCAACAUUAUGGGCGGAGAAACAGAAGGAGGCGAGCCUAUUCUUCACAACGAACGUCUGGAAUAUCUCGGUGACGCAGUGGUGGAACUCAUUAACAGAAAUCUGGCGGACCUUGCCAAAAACUGUCGAAUAGAUGAGAUGUUACAAUAUGCGCAUGGAGCUGAUCUCAUUAAUGAAGCUGAAUGGAAACACGCGUUGGCGAAUGCAUUCGAAGCUGUUGUGGCUGCUGUAUAUCUGGAUGGAGGACUUGGAGCAUGUGAUCGAUUGUUCUCAAAAGCAAUGUAUGGAAGUGCUCCGAAUCUCAAAAAAAUGUGGGAUCAUAUUAAUGAGCACGAGUUGAAGAGAGAGGAUCCACUUGGUGAUCGAGAGCUAUCGAAUAUAACUCCAGCACUUGCAUCUUUUCAUAAAUUGGAGAACAUUCUAAAUAUCAAAUUCAACAAUAUUCGAUUAUUGGCAAAGGCAUUCACUCGUCGCAAUGUUCCACACAAUGAUUUGACGAAAGGGCACAACCAACGACUGGAAUGGUUGGGUGACUCGGUGCUUCAACUCGUUGUCUCUGACUAUCUCUUCCGUCGUUACCCAUUGCAUCACGAAGGACAUAUGUCAUUGUUGAGAACAAGUUUAGUCAGUAAUCAGACUCAAUCAGUCGUUUGUGAUGAUCUCGGUUUCUUGGAAUUCGUUGUGAAGCCACCACAUAAAACACCUGAAUUGAAGAUGAAAGACAAGGCUGAUUUGGUGGAAGCAUUCAUUGGAGCUCUCUAUGUGGAUAGAGGAAUCGAGCAUUGUCGAUCUUCCAUUCGGAUUGUUUUCUGCCCGAGAUUGAAGCAUUUCAUCAACAGUGAGCAAUGGAAUGAUGCGAAAUCACAUCUUCAACAGUGGUGUCUUGCGAUACGUGAUGCGCAGAAUCCGAAUCCAGCUAUGCCGGAUUAUAGAAUUCUUUCUAUAGAAGGACCCACCAAUAAUCGAAUAUUCAAAGUUGGAGUGUAUUUUAGAGGAAAACGACUCGCUUCUGCUGCUGAAUCGAACGUCCACAAAGCCGAACUGAAAGCGGCUGAAAUUGCAUUGGCUUCUCUCGAAUCCACUUCAGUCUCAAGAAUGAAAGAGAAGAAUAUAGGUAAUAAAGAUCAUCAUCGUCGACACCGACUCAUCUCCGAUGAAUAA